This is a messenger RNA of Nematolebias whitei (Rio pearlfish), 2343 nucleotides long. RefSeq names its product talin-2. Lineage: Eukaryota; Metazoa; Chordata; Actinopteri; Cyprinodontiformes; Rivulidae. The record is from RefSeq and is a predicted model, not a curated record. Gene Ontology annotation, cellular component: focal adhesion; plasma membrane. Gene Ontology annotation, biological process: cell-cell adhesion. Gene Ontology annotation, molecular function: actin filament binding; integrin binding. Bases 205 to 2343 code for a protein of 712 amino acids. The transcript has 17 exons.
ACCAUCGCCGCCGCUCAAAAUGCUGCUGCGUCCAACAAGAACACAGCAGCUCACCAGCAGCUGGUGCAGAGCUGUAAGGCUGUAGCAGAUCACAUCCCGCAGCUCGUCCAAGGAGUACGAGGCAGCCAGGCCAAACCAGAGGACCUCAGUGCACAGCUGGCCCUCAUCAUUGCCAGCCAAAACUUCCUGCAGCCUGGAAGUAAGAUGGUGACCUCUGCCAAGUCGUCCGUCCCCACAGUGACAGACCAGGCCGCAGCCAUGCAACUGGGUCAGUGUGCCAAAAACUUGGCCACCUGCCUGGCUGAGCUGAGGACGUCUGCUCAGAAGGCUCAUGAGGCUUGUGGCCCCAUGGAAAUCGACUCUGCGCUCACAGCCAUCCAGACCCUGAGAAGUGAACUGCAGGAUGCUAAGAUGACCGCGGCGAAUGCUCAACUCAAACCUCUUCCUGGAGAAUCGUUGGAGAAGUGUGCUCAGGAUCUGGGCAGCACCUCCAAGUCUGUGGGAUCCUCCAUGGCUCAGCUGCUUACGUGUGCUGCCCAAGGAAAUGAGCAUUACACUGGAAUAGCUGCCAGAGAGACAGCCCAGGCCCUGAAAACACUGGCCCAGGCAGCCCGGGGAGUUGCUGCCUCCACCACAGACCCCAAGGCUGCAGCUGCCAUGCUAGACUCAGCUCGUGACGUUAUGGAGGGCUCAGCGCUGCUAAUUCAUGAGGCCAAGCAGGCACUGAUUUCCCCGGGAGACACUGAGAGUCAGCAGAUGCUGGCACAGGUGGCCAAAGCUGUCUCUCACUCCCUGAAUAACUGCGUCAACUGUCUGCCUGGCCAGAAGGAUGUCGACAUGGCUCUAAGGAGCAUCGGAGAGGCCAGCAAGAAACUUCUGAUAGACACUAUCCCCACAGCCUCCAAAACAUUUCAGGAAGCCCAGAAUGAGCUGACCCAAACUGCUGCUGGCCUGAACCAGUCAGCAGGGGAGGUGGUCCACGCCUCUAGAGGCUCCAGCAACCAGCUGGCCGAGGCCUCUGGGAAGUUCAGCCACGACUUUGAUGAGUUCCUGGAUGCUGGCAUAGAGAUGGCUGGGCACACACAGAAAAAGGAUGACCAGGUGCAGGUGAUUGGUAACCUGAAGAACAUCUCCAUGGCUUCCAGCAAACUACUGCUGGCUGCAAAAAGUCUGUCUGUGGACCCAGCAGCAGCGAACGCCAAAAACCUGCUAGCUGCUGCUGCAAGGGCCGUGACGGACAGCAUCAACCAGCUGAUCACACUGUGUACACAGCAGGCGCCCGGCCAGAAAGAGUGCGACAACGCCCUGAGAGAGCUGGAGGCUGUCAGGAAAAUGCUGGAUAACCCCAGCGAACCGGUCAAUGACCUCUCUUACUUCGACUGCAUCGAGAGCGUGAUGGAGAACUCAAAGGUCCUCGGAGAGUCCAUGGCCGGCAUUUCUCAGAACUGUAAGACCGGAGACGUGUCUUUGUUUGGGGACUGUGUGGGCUCAGCCUCUAAAGCUCUGUGUGGCCUCACUGAAGCUGCAGGACAGGCUUCCUACCUGGUGGGUGUGUCUGAUCCCAGCAGUCAGGCGGGACACCAGGGGCUGGUGGAUCCCAUCCAGUUUGCCAAAGCCAACCAGGCUAUCCAGAUGGCUUGUCAGAACCUUGUGGACCCACAGAGCAGCCCCUCUCAGGUGCUCUCAGCAGCCACAAUUGUUGCUAAGCACACCUCGGCAUUGUGCAAUGCCUGCCGUCUCGCCUCCUCCAAAACAACUAAUCCUGUUGCUAAAAGGCACUUUGUUCAGUCGGCCAAGGAGGUUGCUAAUACCACAGCUAACCUGGUCAAAACCAUCAAGGCUUUAGAUGGAGAUUUCUCAGAGGAGAACCGAAACAGAUGUCGAGUUGCCACGGGUCCACUGAUCGAGGCGGUGGAAAACCUCACUACAUUUGCUUCAAACCCUGAAUUUGCCAGUAUCCCAGCUCAAAUCAGCAAUGAGGGCUCUGCAGCACAGGAACCCAUCCUCCAAUCAGCACGGUCUAUGCUUGACAGCUCUAUCCAUCUGCUUCGAACUGCACGCUUGUUGGUCAUCAACCCCAAGGACCCGCCAACGUGGUCCGUUCUGGCUGGUCACUCUCGCACGGUCUCUGACUCCAUCAAGAGUCUCAUCACAGCCAUCAGGGACAAGGCCCCUGGCCAGCGGGAGUGUGACUCAUCAAUUGAUAACAUUAACAAAUGUAUCCGGGACAUUGAGCAGGCCUCUCUGGCAGUUGUUAGCCAGAACUUACCCAGCAGGGACGACAUCUCUCUGGAGGUAAGCUCCACAUCUUCCCAACAUAUUCUGAUAUCUUUAGUCGUUUGA